Tupaia belangeri chinensis (Chinese tree shrew) is the source of this 4829-nucleotide messenger RNA. RefSeq names its product solute carrier family 36 member 1 (gene SLC36A1). The record is from RefSeq and is a predicted model, not a curated record. The coding region runs from base 140 to 1570 and encodes 476 amino acids. Gene Ontology annotation, biological process: L-alanine transport; proton transmembrane transport; proline transmembrane transport. Lineage: Eukaryota; Metazoa; Chordata; Mammalia; Scandentia; Tupaiidae. Gene Ontology annotation, molecular function: L-alanine transmembrane transporter activity; glycine transmembrane transporter activity; amino acid:proton symporter activity. The transcript has 11 exons. Gene Ontology annotation, cellular component: vacuolar membrane.
GGGGCCCGGAAGCGGCUGCCCCGGCAGUCAAGGAGGAUGGCGAGGGGUGGUCGCUGAGGCAGUGAGGGGUGGACUGUGCUGAGGCCGGAGCCGGAGCGGGAUCCGGAGCCCAAGCUGGAGCCGGAACCCGCGCGCCACCAUGUCCACGCAGAGGCUCCGGAAUGAGGACUACCAUGACUACAGCUCCACUGACGUGAGCCCAGAGGAGAGCCCGUCGGAAGGCCUGACCAACUUCUCUGCUCCGGGCUCCUACCAGCGUUUCGGGGAAAGCAACAGCACAACAUGGUUCCAGACCUUGAUCCACCUGUUAAAAGGCAACAUCGGCACAGGACUCCUGGGGCUGCCGCUGGCUGUGAAAAACGCAGGCCUCUUGAUGGGUCCCCUCAGCCUGCUGUUGAUAGGCAUCGUGGCCGUGCACUGCAUGGGAAUCCUGGUGAAAUGUGCUCACCACUUCUGCCGCAGACUGAACAAACCUUUCGUGGACUAUGGGGAUACGGUGAUGUAUGGACUAGAAUCCAGUCCCAGCUCCUGGCUCCGGAACCACGCCCACUGGGGAAGGCACAUCGUGGACUUUUUCCUGAUUGUCACUCAGCUGGGAUUCUGCUGCGUCUACUUUGUGUUUCUGGCUGACAACUUUAAGCAGGUGAUAGAAGCAGCCAAUGGGACCACCAACAACUGCCACAACAACGAGACGGUGAUCCUGACACCCACCAUGGACUCGCGACUCUACAUGCUCACCUUCCUGCCCUUCUUCGUGCUGCUGAUCUUCAUCAGGAACCUCCGGGUCCUGUCCAUCUUCUCCCUGUUGGCCAACAUCUCCAUGCUGGUCAGCCUGGUCAUGAUCUACCAGUUCAUUGUCCAGAGGAUCCCAAACCCCAGUCGCCUUCCUCUGGUGGCACCCUGGAAGACCUACCCUCUGUUCUUUGGCACGGCCAUUUUUGCAUUUGAAGGCAUUGGAAUGGUCCUACCCCUUGAAAACAAAAUGAAGGAUCCUCGGAAAUUUCCACUCAUCCUGUAUGUGGGGAUGGCCAUCAUCACUGCCCUCUACAUCAGCCUGGGCUGUCUGGGGUACCUGCAGUUUGGAGCCAACAUCCAGGCCAGCAUAACUCUCAACCUGCCCAACUGCUGGUUGUACCAGUCGGUGAAGCUGCUCUACUCCAUUGGGAUCUUUUUCACCUACGCGCUCCAGUUCUACGUCCCGGCUGAGAUCAUCAUUCCCUUCUUCGUGUCCCGAGUGCCCGAACACUGCGAGUUGGUGGUAGACCUGUUCGUGCGCACAAUGCUGGUGUGCCUGACAUGCAUCUUGGCUAUCCUCAUCCCCCGCCUGGACCUGGUCAUCUCCCUGGUGGGCUCUGUGAGCAGCAGCGCCCUGGCCCUCAUCAUCCCACCCCUGCUGGAGAUCACUACCUACUACUCUGAGGGCAUGAGCCCUCUCGUCAUUGCCAAGGACGCCGUGAUCAGCAUCGUGGGCUUUGUGGGCUUUGUGGUGGGGACCUAUGAGGCUCUCUAUGAGCUGAUCCAGCCAAGCAAUGCUCCCAUCUCCAUCAAUUCCACCAGUGCCUUUAUAUAGAGAUCUGGUGCAUCCCUUUGCGCCUGUACCCCCACCCCUGUGUGUCCCCCCAGGACCUGCCCCCAGAGCUUUAAGUAUGGUCCAGACUCUGGGGAAAAGCAUGGUCACUGUCUGGAAGCCCUUCACCUGACACCUGAGUAUCCUGGGCCAGGUAAGGCUGAGGACAGGGGAAAGGGUGGCUAGCAGACACACGAGAGGGGCCACUAGUGACAGUGCUAAAACCACUCAUUUAUACUUAUUUUAAGCCAGAACUGUUCAGCUCUUUCCUCAUCCUGCCUGCUCCCCUUACUUCCUGCCUCCCUCCUUCUCACCCACCUCACCAAAUUAGUCCUGUUGCACAGCUCACUUUAUUUAAAAAUUUUAGUGUUCUCCACUUCAUAUUUUAUUCUUUCCUGGGCCAGGCCUAAAUUAAGUACGUGGGAAUGCCUUCUCUUUGUAAAGGCAGGCCUCUUUCUCAUCUCUUUCAAAUAUUGUACCUCAAUAUCCUUUUGCAUAGUUAAGUCCCCAGGGGGAUCUAGACCUACCUAGUCAUUUAAAACCAGCUUCCAAAGCUGGAGUUUUUAAUCUGAACUCUCUCUGGCUUGCUGUGAUCCCUAGGGCAAUGCCUCUCUCAAUUCUGCAGAGUGAAUUACAAAACUCUACUCAUAGUUGUUUUCACUCUUUAAAGAUAUGAAGUGCUGCCUAAAUUGAAAAUAUUUAUAUUUUAUUUAAAAUUGUCUUUUUGUUUUUUAGAUUGUCUAGGGCUGGGGUUGUUAUGAAUUGUUUCUUCCUCAGUCAAUUUUAUUCAGCUUCUCCUGCUGAGAAGAAACUUCUCCAGGAGAUGCAUGCUUAGGUGCUCAGCACUCUUGGCUGAGUACCCCACAGGCUUUAAUCAGGAUUAUCUAAACGUGUACCUCUGUGGAGAGGCAUGGCUUUUGCCUCCUGCUGACCAGUCUAAUUUCAUACUUUGAAGCUAUUGGAGGACUCAGGAACCGUUUACAAGUGCACUAGGCCAAGAGAAAGGGUAGCCCAAUGGGAUGUGGUUCUAUCAAGGGAGGCUUACAAAAUGGUUGUAUUGUGCAUUCAGGCCCGUUUUUCAGCGUUGGCCUGACAGGUGUUUGGUUGCCAUCAUGCUGGGAAGACACAUCUGUUGCCACGGAUGAGAAGCUGAGGGCAGGGUGCACAGAGUUUGAAAUUAAGUUCAGAGAAUUUACAGCGGCUGGUCUGACACUACACAUGGUACUUGGUUGUUUACAAUCAGUGGGGAACCGGUGCCCCACCCCACGCUGCCGCCAUGACCUGGGCUUGGGAAGGAACCACUGAACACUAAUUGUGACCCCUACUUACCCCGGUACACCUCUCCGAGCGCAUACACAGCCUCAGGUCGGCUCCUCACAAGGUCAACCUUCAGAUUGGAGCAAACUUCAGAGGAGGCAGAGGAAGGGGCAUUGCCUUGCUCAGAGCUGCCUCUUUGUCCCUCUUGGUGUGAGGAACGUUUCAGAAGGGCAUUCGUUAACUCCCCAUCUCGUCGGCCGUGUGUUUGUGUGUGUGCGUUUGAACAUAACAGAGUGGGUUUCUUGUCUCCUUCACUUCUGUCACCAGGCUCUUGCUUACCUAGAGACGUGGUUUACCCUGAAAGUUGGUUGAAAGACAGCAGGAAAAUUGCAUCAGAGCUUUAUUUUGUUUUUACCAAAGCUUGUUCAGGCUGCAACCCAUCCUCACAGCCCCAGCUUUUUCCUUUCUCUUCUGUUCCAAAGUCGGUAGAUCUGGCUUCCAGGUGAAGGGACGGGAGAAGUGGACAUUCUCGUUGCAGUGACUCCUAACCUACCUAAUACCUUAUUGACGCAGGAAGUUGUUAUCUCUGUUGACCUGUUUUCCUCUGGGAGAAUGACACUUUUCACCUACUCUCCCUGCUCUUUGGUCUCUAAGGGAUGUUUCUGUGGCCAAGAGUCUCGCUGGGAUUAGCAGAGGCCCUACCUGCUGAAGUCUCAGGGUUAGAAGUUGCCAAAGCAGGCUCAGAAUCUGUCAUGUUUCCAAACUCAGGCUCCAGCUUCCCAGCUGCCAGCCUUGCUGUCCUCCCGUAGUGCUCCUGAGAGUCAUUCGUAGUGAGAAGGUUUUCAGCAGAAGGGAGCCAGGCUUGUGUCCUGCCCACAGCUUCCUCACUGGAGCCUUCUGUGUGCUGGAAGCUGCCAGAGGCAGUCCUGUCCAUGGAGGUCUGAGAUUGGGGCCAUGAUGCUGGGACCUGAGGACUAGAUGGCAGAAUUGAGGUUCUCUGGCCCUGGCUCCCAGCAAAGUGCAAGCUAUUACUUUAAGGCCCCUGGCCCCAAGAAUGUGGUAUGUAGAAGAGCCCUCUCAGGCUAGCUUCCUUUGGAAACUCAUUCAGCAUGGCUGACGCCCUGUGCAAUCUCUUUCCCACGUUCAUGCUGCAUUUAUAGCCUAAUUGUAUGGCUAGUUCAGAGUCCUCCUGUCUUGAGCAGUUGCACAGCUGUCAAGCAUUAAGCAAAGGGCUCCCAGUCAAUGGUGGAGGAAGAAGCCCUCUGCAAGCAGCCUUCCGGGCUUCCUCCAAAUCUCUCCUACUGCCUGCAGGGCUUCUUGGGUCAGAGAGCCUGCCCUGGUGGUGUUUUCCUAUUGCUGGGUGGGAGCUAACUUCCCAGCCUUUCCGUGCUGGCCCUGGUCCCAAGUUAAGUAGAAAUCUCUUCUCAAAGACAGAGCAAAGGCUUUCUGGACUGAGGCUACAUCUGCUGGACCAAAGGCAAAUGGGUUUCUGCCCACGAACUGUUGUGUUCUGUCACUACCCCCAUCUCUGCAGUCAGUCCAGAGGGGGCAUUCUCAGAGCUCUUGUUCUUUAAACACUGCCCUCGGUGGGUAGAAUACCUCCUCCUAAGUGCAGGCACUUGCUGGGAGGAGUGUGACCUGGUGUUUUCCAUUCACUCUGCCUAGGAGUUGUCACCAUUCACGAGUAGCAUUAUUUCUGUGGUGCUGCUGUCCAGCUGCUACGACCACUUCACCCGCACAAACCCUGGCCAGAUGUGUGUGAAUGUGUGGCAAACCUUAGCUUAGACCCUCUCUCUUGUCUCACUGUUCCAGCCAAAUCCCGCGGCUGAUCCUCACUGCUUGCUCCUUGCCCUGUAAAAGGUAAAAUUUGCAGUUUUAUCAAUAGUUUGAAAAUGUUGAUCUCAAACAGAUAUUUUAAAAAAAUUAUUCUCAGGACCAGUGGAUGGCAUAGCGGUUACAUCACUGGACUCCCAUGUAGUCAAUUGUGGUUCAAAUCCUGGACCUG